Molecule: messenger RNA, 1348 nt
Organism: Fomitopsis serialis
Lineage: Eukaryota; Fungi; Basidiomycota; Agaricomycetes; Polyporales; Fomitopsidaceae
Exons: 3
Coding region: 81-1223 (380 amino acids)
Source: RefSeq, a predicted model, not a curated record
CUGCCUGUCGACACCCGCCACGGCGUGCGCGUGAGGGCGUGGGUCUUGGGACCGGCAGCAGUCGCGGACUUCUCCCUCUUAUGCUGGCAGUCUACCGCAUCCAUCCGGCCGGUCAAGUGCACGCGUCACUCUGCCCCCUCUGCUUCGUUCGUCCGUCUCAGUGCUUUGCAGGACUUGGAGCUCCUGGGCUCCCUUACCGGACGAGGGGCGUAGGACCGGUGCUGGCACUACUAGUGACACUAGGGGUAUGUUCGCACCCGCGCAUGACGACGACGAACACCUCGCUCAGCCAACGGGCAAGUGGUAUGCCCCCUCCCCUACCCAGCCUGUCGAGCGUACGCAUCCCCCGCAAGUCCCUUGAGAGCUUUCCUGGAGGGGUACGUAUCACCUGGCUGCGGCUCCCUCUCUCGUGGAAGCAAAAUCUGAACUCGCAUCGGUACGUCAGCCCGCCUUAUCAUCCGUAUCCGUCCUUUGUAGCACACUGGCGUUUCCGGGCUUUCAUGUAUCUCAGCUUCGCAGGGUUUCCUCCCUUGCUCGUCCGGCUCCCGCAUACAUCGAGCGCAAUACGAGCCUGCAGUUCGUCAACGCUGGACGAACAGACCUGCACGGCGGGAACGAGAUGGCGAUCCACCCGCGAUGUGACACGCGAUACAGCACGUCACUCCGUCCCCAGUCUUAUGCUACUAACCACCCUGACGUUGAGCCGUCGCUCUGCAGAUGAACCGCAACCAAGAAGUUAUUGUGCCAUCUCCCGCGCGGUUGGAGGUUUCGCGUCUGCGAUGUCUAUGUGGUCCUCCGCUGAUCGCUCCCGGCGUGCUCUAGCACGGCGAUGCCCUUGCAUGGAUGUCAUCGGUCGGAACAACGUACUCGUCGUACGUCCCUCGUCCUGCAUUCAAGGUACGACGGUUCGGCUCGUCGGUCGACCAUCUUCUGGGCAGAGCGAUGCGAUCUCGCUUCUCUGGUACGAUGGUGAGCGAGGCUGCAGGACCGAGCGACACCGUAGCAAGCUAUGGUCUACUCAGCCGGACGAGCUUGCUUACGCUACCUUUGGGGUCCCCUCUUAUCCGGAGGCGAUAUUCGGGAUGUCUGCGCGACGUCGAACUCGACGUGUCGUUCGUCGUUAUCGGCGACGAAGGUGUAGAAACCAAUGCGGCAUGACUCUGCCCGAGCUGGGGAGGCUUGCCUGCCAUGCUGGCUGCAACGAAACUAUCCGUAUGCCAUAGACAAAGACACCGGAACGUAUCGCGCCGAGGUUUAAUGAUAGCAAUGUCUCUUCAUUGCUGCACAGGGGGUCUCAUCCGCGUUGUCAGCAGCGAGCUCACAACGGGUGAGCCUAUCCCAUCCAACG